UAGCGACUGAAACCGUAGAUGAUGCUACCUCAUUUGCGGUUUCAUCACCUUGUUUUCAGUUUCCUAAUUGGUGAUAAAACAUGCCUUCAGUUUCGUCUUCUCAUCUGCAGUUUCAUCACCUUGUCUUCGGUUUUAUAUUCGACUAUAAAAAAAACCAAUGAAUGAUGAACAAAAAAACAUGAACGAAACUGAAGACGGGUGCAGAGGUGACGGCAAAUGAGGUAGAGUCAUCUAUGAUUUCAACUAAAAAAAUGUUUUUUUUAUUUUUUUUUAUAGUGGAAGACAAAACAGAAGACGAAAUGACGAAAUAAAAGUCGAAAUGACGAAACCACAAAUAAAGAGGAGGAACUGAAAGCUUAUUUUGCUACCGAUGUCGAAAUUGAAAACGUAAAUGAGAUGACCAAACCGGAAAUAAAAUAGUCACAUCAAUAGUUUUAACUAUUAAAUAAAAAUUCUUAAAAAAAAAAAUUAAAUUACCUUUUACUUUUUAUACCUGCAAUUAUUUUUACCCACUAAAAAAUAGGAAACAAUUUAAUUUCCCUUAAAAAAAUUGAUUAAAUUUUGUAAUUAUCUCAACUAAAACCACUUCAAAAGCGAAGGGAAAGCGAAGGGUUUAUAAACUCUCAUGAUUGGUUUACGCUGCUGACUCCAAAACUUCGCCUCCAUCGCAGCCGUACUGGUUUACUUUUCGGUGUAAAGGCCAUCGACAUCGACAGACGACACAACACAGGCUGGCUUCCCCUUCCUCGUUGCUCUCGUUUUUCUACUUCUUUUACCCACAUCACAUCUAGUCUUCUAAUAUUGUCUUCGCUAAAUGAUUCUAUCUCCCAAUUCCCCAUUCUCUUGCGGGAUUAUGGAGCUAAUAAGAAUGCUUAAUGAUCUUUUCGUAUCUACAAGAAAAGACGCAGUGGGUGUAGAACGUGAUAGAUUAAGCAGCUUGCCAGAUAGACUAAUCCAUAAAAUCCUUUCUUUCAUUAACAUCAAAGAAGCUAUUAGCACUAGUCUACUGUCAUCUAGAUGGAGGUUUAUCUGGACUUCAAUGCCCUAUUUGAAUUUCGAGAAUCUCAAUAAUGAGCGCCACUUUUCCAAUUUUAUUUCUAAUGUUCUCUUACACCGUGAUAAUCAAGUAAACUAUUUAGUCAAUCUCGUGCUUGGGAGAACAGUUAGGGACGAUGAAUCUGUCACAAGAAUUCUCAGCUGCAAAUUCUCUCUCAGUCUCCAACAACUGAGUGUUACACGUUUUCCUGGAGGGAAUAUAGUUGAAUGCCCAUAUUCCUUGAUUGCGACACCAAAGUGGGACCUCCCAGCUUUAACGACUUUGCAUCUUCACCAAGUCGAACUGUCUGAUUAUGAUGAUAUCGGUCUUCUCUCUAAGUGCACCAACUUGAAGAACCUCUCCUUGAACAGGUGCAGAAUGAAAGAAACCAAAGUUUUAAAUAUCUUUCAUCCUCGACUUUAUGAUCUUACACUUGUAUCUACACCCCCUGAUAUGGCAUCAGAGGAGGUUGUGAAUGUGGUUGCACCUCAACUCAAGAAUCUCACAAUUAUAAGGUGCGAAGGGGAGCAUCUGAUUUCUGCACCUGGGCUUACCUCCUUGGUCAUAGAAGGUUUUCAACCUUGGCAGGUUUCUACACCAUCAGGCUUCCAUUCUUUGGAGAAGGUUGACCUCUUUAUGUACGAUCCACACAAAGCAGAUGCUCAUAGAAUAGUUUAUUUGCUUCAACAGCUCAAUAGUGUCAAGUUUCUUAUACUUAACUUGGGGAUUCUCAAGCGUCUCUUUUCACAAAGGAAGAGUCUAUCUUCAUCCAUGAAACUAGUCCCACAUAAAGCUUGUGCGUUUGCUAACACAAACAUUCUGAAGUUUACAAUAAAACCGGUAGUAAAGGUAUACUUGGAGGUGCAGGCACAAGAGAAAGUAAUUACGUGUACUGAAAUAAACGAGGAUGAUUGUGCCAUCUUCCCAAUGGUCUCAUGUGAGGAGAUUACAGUUAUGGAGAAUAUGGCAUCAGCACAAGUAUUUGUAAAACACUUGGGGAUAUUGCUAGAGGAGGUUAAACAAAAUAGAAAUAGCGACGAUUACAAGGCUCAGAGGGAUGUACAUAGCAAACCGUACGUUGAGAUGCAUUGGGCGUGGACAUUACAAUGGAACCUUGGGGCAAUUAUGGGAGUGUUUAAGCAUAAGAAAAUUAAAGCAAAAUUAGAUAAUUUUCUCAUGAUGGCACAAAUUACGAAAAAGUAUAUUAAUAGGCGUGAUUGCACGAAAUCCAUGAAUCACCCCAUUCAUGGAUGGUUGGACGAAAUGCGUGGAUUGUUUCAGCACACUCAAAACUUGAUAACUCAGUUGUCUGCAUCAAAGAAGGCUGUGAUGCUUCCAAUUUUUUUGAGUUUGUGCGAAGAUGCCGCAAUUCUCACAGUUAAUAUUUUGGGAUGGAUUAACACCAUAAAGUAAACCCAAGAGACCAAUGCACUUAAUUUUUAGCAUUAGUUUUUAUUUCGGUUUUGUACUGUUAUGCUACAAGUCAAGAUUCAUGGGUGAUUAUGCUCACUUAUUUUCAUGGAUGUUAGUUGAGAUUUUAAUUUAAACAUCAAGUAUUUAAAAUAAUAAAAAUAAGAGCAAAAUGUAGAAAUGGUAUUUGGUUCGUCA
This is a messenger RNA of Lactuca sativa (garden lettuce), 2644 nucleotides long. Its product is annotated as F-box/FBD/LRR-repeat protein At3g52680. Gene Ontology annotation, molecular function: protein binding. The record is from RefSeq and is a predicted model, not a curated record. Lineage: Eukaryota; Viridiplantae; Streptophyta; Magnoliopsida; Asterales; Asteraceae.